Messenger RNA from Schistosoma spindalis, 2125 nucleotides. NCBI's taxonomy places the organism in Eukaryota, Metazoa, Platyhelminthes, Trematoda, Strigeidida, Schistosomatidae. The record is from the annotation of a GenBank genome assembly.
GGCCGCAAUUCGAAACAUGGACUUGUUUCCGCAGUACUAAGUGUUUGAAAGUCACCUCAUCAAAACAUUCCGUGAGAAAAAACGACUAGUAUGUAUCAUUCCUGUUUAUCUUGCUCUGCAUGAUUUAUUAGAAGAAUCAGGUAAUGUAUUGCCAAACUACAAAUGUUCUUUUCCAAUCCUAGGGCCGAGUCUAAUGUUUGCCGUGUACCGGUUCUCGAAGCUCGAAAAAAUUAUUCAAGAAAUAAUAUUUUGUCUUGCGGUUGAAGUUGAUAUACUAUCGUGUGAUGAUGACAUAAACUCUAUUAUUGUGGAAGUAAUUUUCACAGACAUCUUAUGCAUCCCAGAAAUUCAAUACAACAGUAGCUACAAAUUUACUAAAGAUUGUUUGACCGUCAUAGAAGGUGUUGUUAUAGGAAUAACACAUGUUCAUUUGUUCACGAAAGCAGUUCUGUAUUCAUGUCCAGAACAUCUUUGUCCGGGAAACAACAAUUACUUCAUCCAGCAUAAAAUGGACAUUUACAAAAGGUUGAAGAGAUUCCAAUGCAAAUUUUGUUAUACAGAACUGAGAGAAGAAAUGGAAAAAAGGUUGUUCUCAAAAAGAGUGCAAUUUCUCUUACUACCAAAACCGGAAAACGGAUCAGAAAUUAUUACAUUGAAUAGAAGCAUUAAAUGCACUGUUUAUGAUAAACUAAUUUGCAAACUUAAAUUCGGAAGAAGAUGCUUCAUUUCUGGUGUUCCUCAUCUAAAAAAAGCUGGUCGUUCAUACCAAUGGGAGUUCAAGGUUUAUGGGAUCGAAGAUUCAUUCAUUAGUUCUAUGGACCCUUGGAAAUGCGUUCUCACUACGGUUUUAGAAAGUUUACCUAACUAUGUUCGUGCAUAUGAAUUUGGUAUUGCAUUCACGUUCGCAUUCAUGUUCUUAGAUAAUGUCACAAAAGCCGGCACUUUUUUCCUGUUAAAGUGGCUUCUACUCUUACUUCUAGUUCAAAAUGAAUUCACAGAACCUGAUGAAAAACUUUUAUUUUCGCAAAUCUCAUGUAGACCUCCAGCUCUACUUUUAGUGGGACCCCUAGGCGACAGCUUAUCAAAUAAACUACUGAGAGCAGCAGGACAAUUUUCAAAACCAUUUUGUGAGUACAAGCCUGGGAGUAGUAUACUUCCGACAUCUUUGGAAGUGGACUUCAGUGGAUCUAAGAAACCAAAUUUGAAAUGCCUUUGUAAAACUAUGAAGAAACAGAAUACCUUACAAACGAAGUCUAUAGAGCUGGAUAAAUUGUGUACAAAUGAAGAACAUACAGUUAUGUGUGGAACUAUAGAACUAGCUUCUGGAGGAAUAGCUUAUUUCCCAAAUUUGGAAUUUUAUAAGAAAAAGGAACUAACUAGUCUCGUUUACGCUUUAGAGAACAUGACCGUGGGUGACUCAUUUUCAGGUUAUGGGGUUGAUUUGACAUCUGUUCAUAGGACCAACGAAGAGCUAUUUUACCCUAAUGAAACCACUAUUUGGGCUACUGUUGAAGUUAAUCCUCUGCAUAAGAAAAAAGUCGAAGAUCCAAUUGUUAGACUUUCACGAACUUAUUUAUCUGAUACAAAUAUUUUUAUUGAAACGAUGGACAAAACAAACGAGGGGUGUACCAAUUUACUACUCCAUGGAAAUUUGAAAAGAAUUAUUCACUUCUAGAUACAUGCAAAAACACACCUACAGUGAAAAUGGAAGAAAACGCUAGUAAAUUACUUCAAGUUUACUACUUGGCAAUGAGGCGUUCAUCUGUUCGAGAUCGAAAAACAGCUCCAGAGUCUGCAUUGCCUACAUUAUUUAAAUUGGCCAAGAGUAAUGCUAAGAUUAACGGACGCAUUGUUGCAAACGAACUUGAUGCUACUAUCUCAAUUUAUAUCUACGACACUUUUAUUCCAAAUCAGACAGGUACAAACUAUCUUGGGUCAAAAUCAUUUCACUAUAUCACUGGAAUGGAACAAGAGUCAUUGGAAGAACUGAAUAACAUAUUGGAAUCAAUAAACAAACAGCUGAAGGACUUAAUCAAUGUUGCCAUGGAUGAAAUGUAACCAACAUUAUUGUCUGUGGCGGUACAUGUUUUGUUAAAAAGUAAAUUUAUUCAAUAGAGAAUAUUCU